AUGUCCCGGCCCAGCAGCAAAGCCAUUUACAUGCACCGGAAAGAGUACUUGCACAACCUGGCCUCAGAGCCCACCUGCCUGCCACACCGGGUGGAGCACCUGAUGACCUGUAAGCUGGGCACUCAGAGAGUCCGGGAGCCCAAGGACGCCGUGCAGAAGCUGCAGGAGAUGGACGCACAGGGCCGGGUGUGGAGCCAGAACCUGCUCCUGCAGGUCAAAGACGGCUGGCUCCAGCUACUGGACAUCGAGACCAAGGAGGAGCUGGACUCUUACCGCCUGGACAGCAUCCAGGCCAUGGACGUGGUACUCAACUCCUGCUCCUACAGCUCGGUUCUGUCCGUGACCGUGCGGGAGGCAGGCCUACACGGCGGCAGCACUCUGCUCUUCCAGUGCCAGGAAGUGGGGGCAGAGCAGCUGAGGACCAGCCUGCAGAAGGCCCUGAAGGAGGAGCUGGAGCACAGCAGACCCCGAUUUGGAGCCCCUCACCCAGGACAGGACAAAUGGAGGGGCCCUCCUCCCGAAAGGCCACUCCCUAAGGAGCAAUCACACCCCCUGGAGCGGGGGUACCCUCCAGAACAGCCCCACUGGAUGGCCACAGAGCACAGCAUACCACCAUCCCCAAGGCCCCUGCUACGACACUCCAGUGCCCAAGAACUAAACGCCUUCGCUCAGCCUCCUCCAAGGCAGUCCCCAGCCCCUGAGAACCCAGUGAGGGAUGAGGAGGUGCUGAACCACGUCCUAGAGGACAUUGAAGUGUUCAUGGGACACCUGAGGAAGACCCAGGCAAGCACCAGAGUUAAGAAGACAAAGAGACUGGGAAAGAAAAAGAACAAGAAUCAAGGGGGGGUGACACAGGCGCAGUACAUCGAUUGCUUCCAGAAGUUCAAGUACAGCUUCAACCUCCUGGCGAGGCUGAUCCUCCAUCUGCAGGAACCAAGUGCCGCACAGCUGCUGCACAUGCUCUUCCAGGCUCUGAACUCCGUGCUGGCUGAGUGCCCUGAGCAUGACCUAGCAUCCCAAGUGAUCUCACCCCUCCUCACCCCCGAAGCCAUCGACAUGCUGCAGUUCUAUCUAAGCCCCCCGGACAGUAAACUCUGGAAGAGCCUGGGUGUGGCCUGGACCACCAGCCGGGACAACUGGACAGGCAGUGAGCCCCAACCCUACCAACCCAUGUUCUAUGAUGGUUGGCAGCCUCCAGAACCUCUCAACCAGGCACCCUCAGAAUACCAGGACUCUACUUCCCUCCGGCCCUUCACCCCAAGAUCUGUCAAGCCAGCCCUGAGAAUGCAAGUCUUAUAUGAGUUUGAAGCCAGGAACCCAAAGGAGCUGACUGUGGUCCAGGGAGAUGUGCUGGAGGUUCUGGACCACAGCAAGCGCUGGUGGCUAGUGAAGGACGAGAGAGGAGAGAGCGGCUACGUUCCCAGCAACAUCCUGGAGCCCCUAGAGUUGGAGGCGCCCAGGACCCCGAGCCAGUCAGCCCUUCGGGCUCGAAUGCUUCGACUUAGCGCCAAGCCCGAGGAGGUCACAGCCUGGCUGCAGACAGAGAACUUCUCCCCUGUCACGGUGAAGACCCUCGGGUCCCUGACAGGGACCCAGCUGCUUUACAUGAGCCCAGGGGAGCUGGAGAUGCUGUGUCCACAGGAGGCCCCACGGGUCAUGGCACGACUGGAGGCCGUCAGAAGGAUGCUUGGGGUGAGGACGCCUUGGGGUCCUGAGGCCCAGUGGAACUGUGGGGUGCUCCUUAGUGACAAUAAGCCGUUAGGCACCAACUCAGACAUCUCCAAGACCAAGGCCGCCUCUCAGCACGAUGGAGGAUCUGAUCCUUUGGAGCCCCAAGAAUUCCUCUUUCAGGUGCCCAGUUUGCAGCAAACCCCACGCCCAGUUCACACAGCAAAGAGGACGGGCAAGUCCAGAGGUUAG
This is a messenger RNA of Miniopterus natalensis, 1920 nucleotides long. NCBI's taxonomy places the organism in Eukaryota, Metazoa, Chordata, Mammalia, Chiroptera, Miniopteridae. The record is from RefSeq and is a predicted model, not a curated record.